Messenger RNA from Egretta garzetta (little egret), 384 nucleotides. RefSeq names its product fatty acid binding protein 1 (gene FABP1). Gene Ontology annotation, molecular function: fatty acid binding. The record is from RefSeq and is a predicted model, not a curated record. Gene Ontology annotation, cellular component: nucleus; cytosol. Gene Ontology annotation, biological process: fatty acid transport. Lineage: Eukaryota; Metazoa; Chordata; Aves; Pelecaniformes; Ardeidae. Bases 1 to 384 code for a protein of 127 amino acids. The transcript is spliced from 4 exons.
AUGAGCUUCACUGGAAAGUACGAACUCCAGUCCCAGGAAAAUUUCGAGCCUUUUAUGAAAGCCCUUGGGCUUCCCGAUGACCAAAUCCAGAAGGGCAAGGACAUCAAGAGCAUCUCAGAAAUUGUGCAGGAUGGGAACAAGUUCAAGAUUACCGUGACCACUGGCUCCAAAGUGCUGCACAACGAGUUCACCAUCGGGGAGGAGUGCGAUAUGGAGAUGCUGACAGGAGAGAAAGUCAAGGCUGUUGUUCAGAUGGAGGGUAACAACAGACUGGUUGCAAACCUGAAAGGGCUGAAAUCCGUCACCGAACUCAAUGGAGACAUCAUCACCAAUACACUGACCAUGGGAGAUCUCACCUACAAGAGAGUCAGCAAGAGGAUCUAG